Molecule: messenger RNA, 645 nt
Organism: Trypanosoma conorhini
Lineage: Eukaryota; Euglenozoa; Kinetoplastea; Trypanosomatida; Trypanosomatidae
Exons: 1
Source: RefSeq, a predicted model, not a curated record
CCGCCAACUCCCACUACGACGCGGCCGCCAACCCCCACUACGACGCGGCCGCCAACCCCCACUACGACGCGGCCGCCAACCCCCACUACGACGCGGCCGCCAACCAACACAACUACGUUGCCGCCGCAGGAGGUGGUGGUCCCGUGGGUACAGAAGCACUGGUAUGUCCUUAUUCUUGCCGUGGUGCUGCCGCUUAUUGCGGCUCUUGCACUGACAAUUAUCAUAUGCUGCUGUUGCUGCCGCGGUGUCGAUGAGUCCAAGUGGGUGACGCCCAUGGUCUUGCGGGAGCUGAGCGGCGAUGUGCGGUAUGCAGCGAACCAGAGGUGGGGAAGCGGGUUGGGCUCCUUUGAGGACCCAGUUUUCCCCAUGUGUCCUCCCCGUGAGCAGGGAAAUGCAGUCCAGCAGAAUUCUUGGAUGACACCCCCAGGACCCGCAGCGUACGCCACACAGUCGUUCGGGCUGCCCAGGCGCUCCAGUCGCGGACGCAGAGCACCAGGGACUUUUGCAAGUGUGGAGGUGCCGAGGGGCGACGAGAUCGCCGAAGGCUGCGACGAUGCCUCUCUUGGGAAUACGAGGGAAUUACGGCGCGAUAGGCCCUCCGGGUCUGGGGCAAAUUGGGAGAGUAUGGAGGCAGUGGAGUUAUAA